AUGUUUGCUCGCUUCGCCUACGUAGAGGACCGUCCUGAGGAUGCUGCUGAUGAUGCUGAUGGGGACGCGUCGGCAGCGUCUGAAGAGCCGGAGGUCGCACGAGAUGAGAUAAUAAUACAAGAGAGCAGUCCAGACAAUGACGCGCCAGCUGCUGCUACCUCGUCAUUCUUCGCGAGCGAGCCAGCACCACCGCCACACGACGACGCGCCAGCCGACGACGCGCCAGCCGACGACGCGCCAGCCGCCGCGCCGCCGGCGAAACGGCACAAACCACUCCCGCUCAUGGGCGCCGGCGAGCGCGACGGCCCCGGAACGAUCGGCCACGAGACGCGGCCGGAGGUGCUGAUCAAUACGUGGCAGAGCAUGGCCGCCGGCGCCUCGUCACCGGCAAAUCGACGGUUCAUCAUCGUCUGCGGCGUGAUCCUCUCGUCGCAAACGCUGACUGGUACCGCUUGCAAAGCAAUAAAAGCGUUGCGCGACGCCGCGCGCGCCGACGGCGCCGACGACCUGGACCCGGCGUGGCUGUCGGCGAAGGAGGGCGUCGCCGACGUCAUCUCGAUGGUCAACUUUCGCAACAACAAAGCCAAGUUCCUGGUCGCAUUCGCGACCAGCGUCAAACGCUGCCGAGGCCGCGUCGCGGAGUCGACGGAGGGGUACUUGGGCUACAAGGGCGUCGGCAAGGAGCUCGCCGGGCUCUUGAGGCUCGUGAACACGGCGCCGCUCGCGGAGGAAUGGUGUCAAAAGGAAAUUAACAACACUAGUUAG
Molecule: messenger RNA, 765 nt
Organism: Pelagomonas calceolata
Lineage: Eukaryota; Pelagophyceae; Pelagomonadales; Pelagomonadaceae
Source: the annotation of a GenBank genome assembly